Ogataea philodendri is the source of this 852-nucleotide messenger RNA. RefSeq lists its product as uncharacterized. The transcript has a single exon. The record is from RefSeq and is a predicted model, not a curated record. NCBI's taxonomy places the organism in Eukaryota, Fungi, Ascomycota, Pichiomycetes, Pichiales, Pichiaceae. Bases 1 to 852 code for a protein of 283 amino acids.
AUGGAGAAAACUCACCACUGUUCGGACGACCCGAACGAAAUCAAGAAAUAUGCUAUUCGUGUCAUGAAAAUGCUGACAAAGAAAAAGACACGGCCGAUGUUGAUGUGCUUCCACCGCUGGUGUGCCGAGAACGUUGACCAAGAGUCCGACAUCCUUGCUUUCAACAAGAUCCACGAAGAUAGACAAGAUGCUAAAACAGUUUUGGUUUUCAACGACAAGUACAUUACUGUUCUGCUACCGUUUAUGAUGAAGUACUGUCACUACCGGAAAGCGCUGAUGAGCGAGUUGGCUGCUCUGAAAGAUCUGAACGCCAUGGUGGAUGGCCAUCUAGUUGUUGGGCCCGUCUACACUCCGGACGAGCUCAGGUCGAUAGAGUCUGUCUUCAAACUGUACGCACGGUCUGCAAAGCACUCUGCUUCUCCUUUGAAGAAAUCGGCACCAGUUGAGCCAGUCACGGAGCCUGUGGCAAAAGCCGUUGCUCCACCGCCUGCUCCAAAGCCGGUGGUUCUUCCUCCUAUUCCACAACCCGUGGUUCUACCGCCUGUCGCAAGUGCCACUGCUCCACCGCCUGCUCCAGCGCCUGCUUUGCCGCCUCAGUCUGACGAUGUGGAGACCAUCUGUGUGCCUGAUUACGAGGAAAGUUGCACUUUGCAACCAGAACCGGAACCAGAGACCAAGCGGGAGCCACCUGCUGCCCAUCCAGUGGUGGCUCCACCGGCUCCACCGGCUCCAAAGCCACCUAUGCGUGCCGUGGACCCUUCGGACAUGGUGAUCCCCAAGGACGUGUUUGACGACCUGGCCAACAAAAUCUGGGGUCUCCAACUGUCUGUCAAGAUUAUGCAAAAUAUGUAG